GUUCGAUGCGGCUGAUGGCGCUUCAUCACCUCGCCACCUCACCACCACGUAGAGCCUCGCCUUCCCUCCAAGGUCAACUUGGCACCAGCGGUCUCGCUGCCAGGCUCACCCACGUCGAUUCGAAUGAAGCGGCAAAAGCGCUGUCAUUGGGAAGAUGAGUGCAUGCUGCAGCGCACCUGCGCUGCUAAGCAUGCUUCCGAUGAGCAGAGCACAUCCACCUCUGGACCACUCUUCGGCCGCCCUUCGAGCAGUCUCAAUCCUGCGCCAAAUCCCCGUAGACAGCGGGCUUACGGGCAAGCACUGCCCCACACGCACCCUCAUCUCUUUCCACGUCGCGCGGACUGGCCUGCUCCUCCCGAUGCUCUGCACGCUUCUGCCGAUGGGGCGGCCUCGGGCUUUCAAGUUGCAGAUGACGAGCUCACACCUGGUAUCACCGCUCAAGAGUACCAUGAAAGGCGAAAGAGGCUGUGCGAAAAGCUGCCAGAGAACAGUGCCGUGCUGGUGAUGGGCGGGCGUGUAAAGUGCAUGAGCGGCAACAUCUUCUAUCGUUUUCGCCAAGAUUCCAGCCUGUGGUACCUGACCGGCUUUCAAGAACCGGACUGCGCGCUGAUUUUGCAUCCUCGGGCCAGCAGCCCAAAGGGUUACAAGAUGACCAUGUUUGUCCCGCCCAGGGAUGAGCUCAAUGAGCUGUGGAAUGGUGCGAGAACGGGCAUAGACGGAGCGGUUGACAUUUUCGGCGCGGACGAGGCCUUUGCGAUGGAGCCAGCGUCGCUGCUCGCCCAUCUCAAGUCCACAGUGCCCGAAGUCGAUCACCUCUACAUGGACUGGCCUUCAGGACCGACGUUCCCGCGCACACCAUCACGGCGCUCCUCGCUAAUUGGUGGAGGAGCAUCUGGAAACAUUUUCGACUUUCUCUCCCCCACUUCGGCCUCCCCAUUCGACGCCUUUGCCAAGAAGUCCGACUUUGAAAAUGUCGUCAAAGUGCUUCAGGAGGGCAGAAAAGUCCGACCCCUGGCGCCGAUGCUGGACCAAUUGAGGGUGAUCAAGUCACCUGCAGAGCUAAGAAUUAUGAAGAGGGCUGGGGAUGCCAGCUCUGCAGCCAUGAUACACGCCAUGAGAGCAACAUCUGCAGGUAGGACAGAGGGGCAAAUCCAGGCCGUCUUCGAGAGAGAGACAGCGCUCAGAGGGGCACAAAGACCAGCCUACGUCCCUGUGGUUGCGUGUGGGAAGAAUGCCCUGACAAUCCACUACGUCGCCAACGACGGGGUCUUGCAGCCCGGAGAGCUGGUCUGCAUGGAUGCCGGGGGCGAAAUGGACGGUUAUGUCAGCGAUAUCACGCGAGCUUGGCCGGUGGAUGGAAGCUUUACAAGCGCGCAAAAGGAUCUGUACUCGGCUGUGCUUGGUGUUCUGAAGCAGUGUACAGCGCUCGCCACCCCGUCGUCGGCCUACUCCCAAGCCCAGCUACAUCGCAGAUCAGUCGAGCUCCUCUCUCAAGAGCUCAAGAGGCUGGGCUUCGACACGAACAAGGGCGGCGUGAUGGAUUUGCUUUAUCCCCAUAGUCUGUCCCACUGGAUAGGCAUCGAUCUGCACGAUACGCCAAGCAUUGAUCGUUCCACUCAUCUCAGGCAAGGUCACGUCUUGACCAUCGAGCCUGCAGUCUACGUGCCCUUCGACAGUCGAUUCCCAAAACAUUUCCAAGGAAUGGGCAUCAGGAUAGAAGAUGAUAUUGCUGUGCUCGAAGAGGGCAACGUGAUACUGAGCGCAAAUACGCCGAGGGAAAUAGAGGAUGUGGAGGCCACGUUCAUCGAAAACUGA
Messenger RNA from Ceraceosorus guamensis, 1815 nucleotides. RefSeq lists its product as hypothetical. Gene Ontology annotation, molecular function: metalloaminopeptidase activity; manganese ion binding. Gene Ontology annotation, cellular component: mitochondrion. The transcript has 4 exons. The record is from RefSeq and is a predicted model, not a curated record. Lineage: Eukaryota; Fungi; Basidiomycota; Exobasidiomycetes; Ceraceosorales; Ceraceosoraceae. Bases 124 to 1815 code for a protein of 563 amino acids.